AUGUCGUCGAAGAAAAGAAAGCAAAUCGAUGGAGACGUGGAAAAAUCGCGAAGUCGCUCGUCGUCGCCGCAGAAGAAAUCGAAAACCGAAUCGGUCGAAUCAAUGUCGAUCGAGGAGUCGAACAAACUAAGAGCUUCUCUCGGUCUCGCACCGCUUCAGAUCGACGAGCCGAAUAAGGGAGAAACAUUGGCGGACGAUGGAAGCGGCGAGAAAAUCUACAACGAAGACGGCUUCGAAUUCCGGCAUCGAAAGCCGGCGAAUUGGGCGGAGAUGAAGCGCGAGCAAGAAUUGAAGGAGAAACUGGAAAUCGCCAAAAAGAAACGCGAUGUCUAUUCAAAAGUGCUCAAGUCGAAAGGUCUCGCCGACGCCGAUUCCGACGAUGACGAAUCGACGCAAAAUUGGGUGCAAAAAUUGCGGCGAAAAGAGGAGGACGAGAAGAAGGCGGCCGAGCGGGCGAAAUUGUUCGACGAAUUUGAAAACGAGAUUCUCGAGAAGGAAAAAUCGAAGAAGAAGAAUGGGCAUAAAAAUCGAAAAUCGUCGCAUUGCCCAACAACGGCGGGCCUCGUCGUCGGCCAUUCACUCGACGCCUUCACCGAAGGUCAUCAGAUUCUUGUGCUCGAGGACAAGGGUGUUCUCGACGAAGGCGACGAGGUUCUAAUGAAUCCGAAUCUCGUAGAAAAUGAGCGACAUUCGAGAAACGUCGAAUUACGCAAACGAAAGGACCAUUAUAAAGGAUUUGACGACAAUUCCGAUAAGGCCGGCGUCAUUCUCGCCAAAUACGACGAAGAGUUGGAGGGAGCACAGAAGCAGCAAUUCCGACUCGAUGAUAAGGGCGGUAUGGAUGUGAGCGAAGAGCUGAGAGAGAAAGAAGCGCUCAAAAAAAUGCAAAUGGCCGGCAAACGACUCGAAUCGCUUGAAUCGGUCGGCGCGCUGAAAUUGGCCACCGAGUUCUACACGCACGACGAGAUGGUCGAGUUUCGAAAAAUCAAAAAACGCAAAUCGGCGAAGGCGCGAACGCGACGAACGCUGAAAGCCGCCGAUUUGGAGCCGAUCGAGCGCGCCGACGAACGCAAAGAUUUUGGACGUCGACGUUCUCGCGAUGACGAGAAUAUUAAGGAAGAAUCUGAAAAUGGUCCUGUUGUCGAUUUGGCACGCCUUCAGAAGCUCAAAGACGAAGCGUUGGCGGACAACGACGACGAUAGUGAUGAUGAUUUGCUGCCGACUGGCGGAAUCGAUAUCGCCGGCGUCGUCAUCGACGAUGACGCCGAAGACGAGCUGAACGCGGUGUUGGCGAGAACGCGAAAACUGAAAGAAGCCGAGCACGUCGGUCAUCGAGACGUCGGAGCCAAGGUGAAAGCGUUGAUGGCGUGCCACGAGACGACGCCAUCGGAAUCGAUAGACAAUGAGAAGAAGAUUUGUUUCGACGCCACCGUCGAGUAUUGCCGUCAAAUCGGAAAAUCGGGAAUUCUCGAAGACGACGCUCAAAUGAAGAAUGAGGAGAUGCAGGAGCUGGAGCAGGAUGAUGAUGGGUUUCAGCGAGAGCAGCGCAUCAAAAUCGACAAUGAGAUUAUUGAGAAGGAAAAACGCAAAAGAGCUGAUAGCUGCGGAUGGAUGGCCGGCGGCCGUCCGAUCUCGACGACAUUGGACAGCGACGACGAGGAGGCGCUGAAAGAGGCUGAAAAUCAGAAAUGGUACGAAAAUGACGAUGAUGAUGAGGAUUAUGAGCCGGCGCUUGGAGAAGAAGUCGAUGUUUCGAAGGGUGUUGGAGCAAUGCUCAAAUUGGCCGCUCAGAAGGGUUAUCUGGAUGAUUCUGGGCGUCGACGAGCCAAUGGUCCCUCAUUGGACCAUUUGAGAAGCAAGCAUCGGACCCAAAUCGACCCGACGAAACAUGAUAUUGAGGACAAAUAUAUGAAGAAGCUCGAUCGUCUCGGCACCACUGGCAAGGGACCAUUACAGCCGUUCGUCGAGAAGACCGAAUAUCAUCCGGAUGUCAAUAUCACGUAUACGGACAAAAAAGGAAGAGACAUGGACGCGAAAGACGCUUAUAGAGAGUUGUCAUAUAAAUUUCACGGUCGAACUCCCGGCAAGAAGCAGCUCGAAAAGCGCGCGAAUCGAAAAGACAUCAAAGAGCGAAUGUUGAAGACGAACAGCUAUGAUACGCCGCUCGGCACGCUCAGCAAGCAGCUCAAAAAGCAGAAGCAACUCGCGACACCGUAUUUGGUGUUGAGCGGCGCCACCGAUCAGUGA
This is a messenger RNA of Caenorhabditis bovis, 2247 nucleotides long. NCBI's taxonomy places the organism in Eukaryota, Metazoa, Nematoda, Chromadorea, Rhabditida, Rhabditidae. The record is from the annotation of a GenBank genome assembly.